Molecule: messenger RNA, 636 nt
Organism: Microthlaspi erraticum
Lineage: Eukaryota; Viridiplantae; Streptophyta; Magnoliopsida; Brassicales; Brassicaceae
Source: the annotation of a GenBank genome assembly
AUGGAUAGCAUGAUUCAACCUGCUUACUUCACCCACUUCCUACCAAAGGUCAAGGAUCAAGGGAAAUUCACUCUCCCUUGCACACUUGGGCAUCUUGAGCUUGACAAUGCCUUAGUGGAUUCUGGAGCAAGCAUCAAUCUGAUCUCUCUCUCCAUGGCAGAGAAGCUAGGCAUUGCUGGAGCCUUGCAGCGCCCUACUACUUCAAUCAUGUUUGGAGAUGCAACUUCUAAGUCUCCUCUUGGAGUGUUCAAGAACUAUCACUUGAAAAUUGGAGAAUGCAUCAUCCAAACUGAUCUCACUGUGAUGGAAAUGGAAGAAGAGAAGGAUCUACCUCUGUUAUUGGGAACCCCUUUCCUUAGUACAGUUGGCGCUUCAAUAGACUUUCACAAGCAAGAAGUGAUCCUUCACAAGGUGAAUAGUUUGGUGUCAUAUCGCUUGCAGCCUAGAGGUUCAGACUUUUGUGCCACAAUUGACAGUACCACUCUCAGUUCUAAGAGUCAUGGAGCUACAAAGGUUGUGAAGGAAAGGGUUGACAAAGAACCAAGAGUUGGGAAGGAUAAGGUUGAGAGAGGACCAAGGAUUGAGAAGCCACGUCUUGAGAGGGCUAGAGUUGAGAAACCACGUCUGAUAGACUGA